AUCUGUUUUUCCUGUUCACAGAAAGGAUGUUCAACUACCAUAAAAAUGGUCCGCAACACAAGUUUGGAGAUUAGUUCCCAUUUGUAAAUAUUGCGAAAGUUGCAUGGGAAAAGAAACAGGCUACAUAACUUACAGAAAUGACAAUAAAAUUCACCCUCUUGAAAUAGUUCCCGUCAAAGCAAAGCCUCCUCCCGUCGAGAAACCACACAUACCUCUCCUUCUGGUCAUGGCUGGCGUUGUCACUUGUGUUACCUUGAUAGCUUUCUUCAUCAUUCUAAAGAUAGCAUGUCGAAAUUACAGAACCAGGAUAGGAGAAAGAGAUCAUCGCCAACAAUCGUUACUAAGAAACUAUGACGGCGGUACAGGUGAUUCCAUACAGAUAUCAGAACCUAGCUCUACAGAAUCCUCCCUCACAGAAACGGACGUUCAAUCUCAUCAAAUCCGGCAACAUUCCAUGAACAUUGGAGUUUUCUACCCUCAUUUCCCGAAAGAGUUUAACUUGAACGAAAGUCCUUUGGAUACACGUGUUCAACGUAUGAUUAAAAUCCUUAAAUCUCUGCAAGCGUUAGACGUGAAAUAUUUGAAACCGGAUUUUAUCAAUUGUUUUGACGAAAUAGAUAUAAUAACCAGUUCUCCAAAGAUAAUCAUUGUCCUAUGCGAUAGAUUGAACGAACUGCUGUUCAACAAAACAGAAUGUGUACACGGUGAAAAUACGACUGAAGCGAGUUGGAGGCAAAUUGAAAGUAAUCUUUUGAAAACAAUACGUACUCGUUAUUAUGAAGGUUCUGGAAAUAACCCUUCUUUAUAUUUUGUAAAUUUUAAAGAUAUUAAACAACAGAGUAAUGUUCUGACUGCGGUUCGGGAGAAGUUUACCAGUCAAUCAUAUAGGAUAUACAGUAUUGGCUCUCUGGAUGAGGGGGACGACCACUUAAAGGAACUUAUGGAUUCAAUAUUAUUUGACAUCAUAAGCAACACCGAAGAACGUAGAAGACGAAUAGAUAUGAUAUUAAGUAAACAAAAUGGGAAUUCCAACUAUGAAUAGAAAGUUGUUAUGAAUAUUAACAUUCUCGUGGUGGUCAUCAUUGAUAUUUUUAUGAUUGUGAAAUAUUAACAAAUAUUAUAUUGGUUAUGCUACAAGUUGGCCUGUAGUCCUAUGAAAACAAUACCAUGAUUAUUGACCAAUUGGCGUGCAAUUUUGCUUUUCAAUAAAGAGCAUGAGGCGCAUUUAUUGUACACCCCAACAGGGCCUUGCCACUGGCGGUAUAGUAUAGAGCAAUGGAGUGGAAUUAUAAUAUUGGGCAAAUAACACUAGUACUAUAGAUGUACCGAAGUGUAAGUCAAACAGCGCUGUUAUUAAUGUACUGUCUUUAUUUAAGCAAUGAACAGUGAUCUUAAUAUUGUUAUAGUCGAUAUGGCAGCAAACUACAUGUAGGGCAAAUGCCAUGGGAACCGUUAAGGGUUCCCAUGUUAUUUACCCACCAUUCAUCUUGCUGCCAUUCCCACCAUACAUCUUGCUGCCAUUCCCACCAUACAUCUUGCUGCCAUUCCCACCAUACAUCUUGCUGCCAUUCCCACCAUACAUCUUGCUGCCAUUCCCACCAUACAUCUUGCUGCCAUUCCCACCAUACAUCUUGCUGCCAUUCUCACCAUACAUCUUGCUGCCAUUCCCACCAUACACCUUGCUGCUAUGUCCACCAUACAUCUUGCUGCCAUUCCCACCAUACAUCUUGCUGCCAUUCCCACCAUACAUCUUGCUGCCAUUCCCACCAUACAUCUUGCUGCCAUUCCCACCAU
Messenger RNA from Pecten maximus, 1794 nucleotides. RefSeq lists its product as uncharacterized. Lineage: Eukaryota; Metazoa; Mollusca; Bivalvia; Pectinida; Pectinidae. The coding region runs from base 104 to 1042 and encodes 312 amino acids. The record is from RefSeq and is a predicted model, not a curated record. The transcript has 5 exons.